This is a messenger RNA of Choloepus didactylus (southern two-toed sloth), 630 nucleotides long. RefSeq names its product high mobility group protein B2-like. Gene Ontology annotation, molecular function: DNA binding, bending. NCBI's taxonomy places the organism in Eukaryota, Metazoa, Chordata, Mammalia, Pilosa, Megalonychidae. The transcript has a single exon. Gene Ontology annotation, cellular component: nucleus. Bases 1 to 630 code for a protein of 209 amino acids. Gene Ontology annotation, biological process: regulation of transcription by RNA polymerase II. The record is from RefSeq and is a predicted model, not a curated record.
AUGGAUAAAGGAGACCCCAACAAACUGAGGGGCAAAAUACCCUCUUUUGCCUUCUUCAUGCAGACCUGCCCAGAAGAGCAUGAGAAGAAGCACCCAGAGUCUUCUGUCAACUUCGCCAAAUUCUCCAAGAAAUGUUCUGAGAGAUGGAAGACAAUGUCUGCAAAAGAGAAGUCCAAGUUUGAAGAUAUGGCCAAAAGUGACAAAGCUCGUUAUAACAGAGAGACGAAAAAUUAUGUUCCUCCCAAAGAUGAUAAAAAAGGAAAGAAAAAAGAUCCCAAUGCCCCUAAAAGGCCACCAUCUGCUUUCUUCCUGUUCUGUUCUGAACACUGUCCAAAUAUCAAAAGUGAACACCCAGGCCUGUCUAUUGGGGAUACUGCAAAACAAUUGGGUGAAAUGUGGUCUGAACAGUCAGCCAAAGAUAAACAACCAUAUGAACAGAAAGCAGCUAAGCUAAAGGAGAAAUAUGAGAAGGAUAUUGUUGUAUACUGUGCCAAGGGCAAAAGUGAAGCUGGAAAGAAGGGCCCUGGCAGGUCAACAGGCUCAAAGAAGAAGAAUGAACCAGAAGAUGAAGAGGCAGAGGAGGAGGAAAAAGAUGAAGAUGAUGAGGAAGAGGAUGAAGAUGAAGAAUAA